Molecule: messenger RNA, 4074 nt
Organism: Diorhabda carinulata
Lineage: Eukaryota; Metazoa; Arthropoda; Insecta; Coleoptera; Chrysomelidae
Product: retinal homeobox protein Rx-A
Exons: 2
Coding region: 74-1234 (386 amino acids)
Biological process (GO): regulation of transcription by RNA polymerase II
Molecular function (GO): DNA-binding transcription factor activity, RNA polymerase II-specific; RNA polymerase II transcription regulatory region sequence-specific DNA binding
Source: RefSeq, a predicted model, not a curated record
GUCAGUUUAUCCAUUUAAGUGAAACUCUUAGCAAUUGUUUGAUUAGAUAAUUGACAUAACAUCAAUUAAAAUAAUGGAAGGUGGCGCGCCAUUUGACGAACAAUCUUUCAAUGAUUUCAAUAAUCAACCUUUACCUUCGCUAUCAUCGACUUUACUCAAUAAAAAUCAGGAUAAUCUGAACGUGCAUUCGAUUCAAGUUAUGCUGGGGCUGCAACAACAACAACACGACAUGUUCGGGACAAUUGGAUCUCCGAUGGAUUACAAAGAGACGACGAGGAAGCUGGAAGGAUCUCCAAUACAUCAUCAGGACUUGAAUGGGCUGUAUACGCAGGGUAUCGAGGGCCCCAACGGUGGUAAAAGGAAAAACGAAGAAGUGGUUUUAUUGCAAUCACAGAAUUUGAGUUCGAGUGAAAUUGGUAGUACGCAAAGUGCUGGUACUAAGAAGAACGAUAAGAAGAAGAAUGAGAGUGGAGUGAAGAAGAAAAAAACGAGAACAACCUUCACCGCAUUCCAGCUGGAAGAACUAGAAAGAGCGUUCGAGAGAGCACCAUACCCGGACGUGUUCGCGCGGGAAGAACUAGCCCUUAAAUUGAACCUCAGCGAAUCCCGCGUACAAGUUUGGUUUCAAAACAGACGAGCGAAAUGGCGCAAGCGCGAACCGCCCCGGAAAACCGGAUACAUCAGCUCGGCCUCGCCGAGCCCGAACAUCGCCACGAAUUUCAACAACACCAUACCAUUCACGCAAUCAAACACCUUAAACGCGUCGGCUCCGGCGGAUUCUUGGAGCUACCAGUCCUACGAAUUGAGCCCACAUUUGAAUCUCCUAAAUAGCACGUCGGGAUCUUAUUCUACGUACGGAUCGCCGGCUUCUUACUCGAGUUUCGGCUCGACGCAAAACAGCUACUCUUACAUGCUAAAUUCCCAUGAAAAUCAGUUAUUUAGCGCACCCAUACGAUCCCACGAAUAUGCCACGGCUUCGGUUAACAACCCGAGUCCGCCCCUGGGUAGGGAAUACUCGAUGCUGCAGACGCAUUCCCCCACUACCGACGAGAAUUCGAUUGGAGUUAAGAUAGAAUACGUCGAUCACACCGCUGCUUUGAACCAAUCGCCGGAUUGGUACGAGAACGGAUCGCCGAAGAACGACACGACUUAUCACGAUGAUGGACGAUUGAAAGAACUCAAAUCGGAUAACGGUAAUCAAACGUACGUGGCGCUGCCUCCUUUUCGGAAUUAGCAAAAAUUGUAAAUAGACAUUAUUUUUAGGUUAUAUUUGUUUUUUAUCUAGUGACAAAUGUGUUGGCGAGAGCAAUUUAGUCAAAAUUAUUUAUUUAUUGUGGGUGAUUUGAGAUGUGACGAAAAUUUUUCGUAAUCUUCGUUGAUUUUAUUAUGGGAAAUGGUAGUAUUGGUAGUAAUGAAGCAUAAUUUGGAAAGGGUGUAAAUUUUCGUCUUAGAUUGAUAGAAGAAGAAUAAAAGUUGUGGGGGGAUGAGAAAUAUACGAUUUAUGUUCGAUAAUUUCUAACAUAACCUAAAAAUUUUUGAAAAUAAUUCGGUUUUUCCUGGUAUUUAAUUUUUUUCUGGCCUAAAAAUACAUGGAUUUUUUUCAAAAUUGAUGGAAAGGUAGAGAUUUAAGUCCUUAAUAGAACCUCAUUUUUUAUUUUAGAAAAUACCAAGUGGUUUGAAAAAUAUAGCAAAUUUAAAAAAAAGAUGUUAUGGGGAAAUGGUAUUACGUAAAUUACGGUGAAAUGAGACAAUUUAUCGAAAAAUAUUGAUAAUAAAAGUUGUAGGGAAUUGAGAGAUCUACAAUUUACAUUCGUUAAUUUUUUUACAUAACCUCAAAAUUUCCGAAAAAAAUGCAAAUAAUCGAGUUUUUUGGACUUUUUAUUUUUUUUCUGGUACAAUAAUAUAUAGAUUUUUGUCAAAAUUAGUGAAAAGGUAGAGUUUUUUGUCCUUAAUGGAACACCAUUUUUUAUUUUGGAAUAUACCGAGUCAUUUGAAAAAUAUAGCAAAUUUUAAAAAAAGAUGUUAUGGGGAAAUGGUAUUACGUAAAUUACGGUGAAUCGAGACAAUUUAUCGAAAAAUCUUGAUAAUAAAAGUUGUAGGGAAUUGAAAAAUCUACAAUUUAUUCUAGUAUAUUUUUUUACAUAACCUCAAAACUUCCGAAAAAAAAUGCAAUUAAUCGAGUUUUUUGGUCUUUUUAUUUUUUCUCUGGUACAAUAAUGUAUAGAUUUUUGUAAAAAUUAGUGAAAAGGUAGAGUUUUUUGUCCUUAAUGGAACGCUAUUUUUUAUUUUUGAAAAUACCGAGUCGUUUGAAAAAUAUAGCAAAUUUUAAAAAAAAGAUUUUAUGGGGAAAUGGUAUUACGUAAAUUACGGUGAAAUGAGACAAUUUAUUGAAAAAUAUUGACAAUAAAAGUUGUAGGGACUUCCAAAAUCUACAAUUUAAAUUAGUUUGUUUCUUACAUAACCUCAAAAUUUCCGAGAAAAACGCAAAUAAUCGACUUUUUUGCACUGUUUAUUUUUUUUCUGGUACAAUAAUGUAUAGAUUUUUGUCAAAAUUAGUGAAAAGGUAGAGUUUUUUGUCCUUAAUGGAACACCAUUUUUUAUUUUGGAAUAUACCGAGUCAUUUGAAAAAUAUAGCAAAUUUUAAAAAAAGAUGUUAUGGGGAAAUGGUAUUACGUAAAUUACGGUGAAUCGAGACAAUUUAUCGAAAAAUCUUGAUAAUAAAAGUUGUAGGGAAUUGAAAAAUCUACAAUUUAUUCUAGUAUAUUUUUUUACAUAACCUCAAAACUUCCGAAAAAAAAUGCAAUUAAUCGAGUUUUUUGGUCUUUUUAUUUUUUCUCUGGUACAAUAAUGUAUAGAUUUUUGUAAAAAUUAGUGAAAAGGUAGAGUUUUUUGUCCUUAAUGGAACGCUAUUUUUUAUUUUUGAAAAUACCGAGUCGUUUGAAAAAUAUAGCAAAUUUUAAAAAAAAGAUUUUAUGGGGAAAUGGUAUUACGUAAAUUACGGUGAAAUGAGACAAUUUAUUGAAAAAUAUUGACAAUAAAAGUUGUAGGGACUUCCAAAAUCUACAAUUUAAAUUAGUUUGUUUCUUACAUAACCUCAAAAUUUCCGAGAAAAACGCAAAUAAUCGACUUUUUUGCACUGUUUAUUUUUUUUCUGGUACAAUAAUGUAUAGAUUUUUGUCAAAAUAAGUGAAAAGGUAGAGUUUUUUGUCCUUAAUGGAACACCAUUUUUUAUUUUGGAAUAUACCGAGUCGUUUGAAAAAUAUAGCAAAUUUAAAAAAAAAAGAUGUUAUGGGGAAAUGGAUUCACGCCAUUUACGGCAAAACGAGACUUCCCAUCAAAAAAAUGUUUAUAAAGAAGUUAUAGAGAAUCAGAAAAUCUACAAUUUACAUGAAUUAUUUUUUUUACAUAACCUCAAAAUUUUUUUAAAAACGCAAGUAAUUGUUUUAUUUUUGUUUCUUUUAAUUUUUUUCUGGUACAAUAAUAAAUCGAUUUUUUCCAAAAUUAGUGGAUAAUGGGAUUUUUUGUUCUAAAUCGAACUUUUCGAGCGAAAAUGUUAUGGGGAAAUAAAUUUGCGCGAUUUGCGGCAAAACGACAAUUCUUAUCAAAAAAAGGUUAACUGAAACUUGUAAACAAUCUACAACUUACUCCAGUUACACCCCAAAAUUUUCGAAAAAAAAAUUAUUGAAUGUUCUUCUCCUACAGUACUUCUUGUAGACACCCGGUACAUCGUCCAGACACAAAUUAAAUAUUAUCAAUGUACUUAAUUGAACAAAAAACUUUCAAUAUUGACAAAAUUGCGAAACAAAAUAUUUUGAAUCGCCCACAAUUAAUACAUAACCUGAAAAAUAGCCAUAAUACGUUAUUUUUUUAUGUACAUAACCUCAAUUAUCUCAAAAUCAAGAUUUAUAUUUUUUUGUGAACCCCAGUGCCAUAUAUAUACAUAAUUUUAAAUACAUUCGAUAUAAAAAAAUUAUUAUAAUACCGAAAUUGCCUUAGGAAUAGUGCCAUAUUUUUUUUACAAUUUUUGUAAUGUAAAAUGAAAAUAAAAUGUGAAAUAAAUAAAAUAUAAUCCUC